CCGGUGUGUUGAUGUCACGCUGAUGCUAUAUGUAGCUAGUUGAAGGCUAGCCGUGUCAAGCUCACACAACUAUCCUAGCUUUCGAGACCAGUGUCACUGUUAUUUAGUGUCUUUUCAUCAUUUCGAAGUUUUAAUCAUGAUGCAAUUCAUACUUGGCUUCACUCUGGGGAACGUGGUUGGCAUGUUUCUGGCACAGAAUUACGAGGUACCCAAUAUUUCAAAGAAAAUCGAGGCCUUUAAGAAGGACGUGGAGGCCAAGAAGAAACCCCCAGAAUGAGGGACGGGAGACCAGCCCUGUGUGGCUAAAUAUAGCUAAUUGUAAUUAACUAAAGAUGUAGGGACAUUUAAGAACAAGAAUAUAUAAUAUAGUAUGUGUUAAAAUAUAAACAAAUUAGCCCUCAAGGUGCACAGUAUAUUCCUAGUGUCAAAUAGUGCCUCAAAAUCCCAUUUGUUUUUAAAAGUUGACAUGUUUUGCAUUGUAUUCUCUCUCUCUCUCUCUCUCUCU
This is a messenger RNA of Sinocyclocheilus grahami, 505 nucleotides long. RefSeq lists its product as uncharacterized. The transcript is spliced from 3 exons. Bases 137 to 277 code for a protein of 46 amino acids. Gene Ontology annotation, cellular component: respiratory chain complex. The record is from RefSeq and is a predicted model, not a curated record. NCBI's taxonomy places the organism in Eukaryota, Metazoa, Chordata, Actinopteri, Cypriniformes, Cyprinidae.